This is a messenger RNA of Spea bombifrons (plains spadefoot toad), 881 nucleotides long. RefSeq names its product cilia and flagella associated protein 95 (gene CFAP95). The transcript has 6 exons. Gene Ontology annotation, cellular component: plasma membrane. The record is from RefSeq and is a predicted model, not a curated record. Bases 64 to 702 code for a protein of 212 amino acids. Lineage: Eukaryota; Metazoa; Chordata; Amphibia; Anura; Pelobatidae.
GGCAGGUUGGAGGGAGCCGGUGAUAGGUCGUUAGCGUCGUCUGGUUAGAAGCAUAUCGUGGCGAUGUGUACAUUAAACGGCACCCUGAAAUCUAACAUGCUGGAGACGAAAGGAUCAUUAUAUCUGCGCUCAAAUCACAUGCAGUAUGACAGACCCACAUUAGUGUCAGGCUGGCACCAAAGCCGUGAGACUGAACCUAAAGAUUAUGAUUUGAGAGGCGUUCCCGCAGGCAAGAAAAAUUUAUGCCAUUCAACAUAUAGAAGAUUAGGAAAUUUGGAAAAUGAAGUCUGGGGUACUACAACUGAAGAACAUUUGUCUCAAGUGAAUUUAAAGAAGGAAUAUGAAGUCAAAGAGGUCCCCAAGUCAAUGGUCAACGAGGACAAUAUCAAUAUUAUUAGCCUUGAAAGGCAAACUGGUCGACCUGAAACGAAUUUGGGACAUAGCAAAGACCAAAUGAAAAUGCAGAUGGAAACAAUUUAUGAGACAGAUUACACGCCGCCGCACUGUUAUACACCCUAUAAAUAUCCAGAGGUCCCCAACUAUUCUUCAGCCUACAAGAAAUGCCACUCUCAGUUUACAGACACGGCAGACUAUAGGAGAUUCGGCAGGAAUACGUGGCAGGACGAAAGUGGGAUUUAUGCUAAUAAUGAAAUUAAGCAGAUGGUGUUCAAGCCAACCUGCCCUAUCACGCCUCAUCUGUGAUAUAUAUACAAGAGGAUCUGUAAUCUAUAUGCGCAAGAGUCUUUCUGAACAAACAUGAAUGACCAAUGCCACCCCCUUUUUUAUUUUAUUUUCUCUUCUAUAACUGGUAAAAUCAUUUUGUUAAUGGCUAUAAAUUUAGACAUUGUUAUAGCUACUGAGUAAAGUAAACUUGAAGCAAA